AUGAGGAUAGAGACGUCGAGCGAAGGUCUAGAUCUCGGUAAUUGGCUCAACUCCCUGGAUGAGAACCCACCUGAUGUGUGGAAUAGGUCUGUCAAUUCAGAAGAACGCAAGGCCGAAGAGCGACGAAAGCCCAAUUAUGGAAACUCUGGCCUACUCGCAGCGGCGACGAAUACUGUUCAACGAGCAGACGGCUCUGCCACUGUUCUCAAGUAUAAUGAACCGCCAGAAGCGCGAAAGCCAUUGGAACAUUGGAGGCUGUACGAGUUUAAGGACGAUGAGAAUACUUCUAUGUUGGCCAUCUAUCGGCAAAGCGCUUAUACAUUCGGACGUGAUGCUGCGGUUGUCGAUAUCCCACUUGAUCAUCCAUCGUGUUCAAAGCAGCACGCAGCACUGCAGUAUCGACACGUCGUAGAGAAGAACGAAUUUGGAGAGAAAAAGGGUGUCAUCAAGCCGUUUAUCAUUGACCUCGAGUCGACCAAUGGCACACAUGUCAACGGAGAACAGAUCCCUCCAGCGCGGUACUAUGAGCUCAAGUUGAAUGAUGUUAUUACGUUUGGAACAUCUACGAGGGAGUUUGUACUGUUGCACGAGGGGGCCGCAUAG
Messenger RNA from Serendipita indica DSM 11827, 603 nucleotides. Lineage: Eukaryota; Fungi; Basidiomycota; Agaricomycetes; Sebacinales; Serendipitaceae. The record is from the annotation of a GenBank genome assembly.